This is a messenger RNA of Ostrea edulis (European flat oyster), 2577 nucleotides long. RefSeq names its product small conductance calcium-activated potassium channel protein 2-like. Gene Ontology annotation, molecular function: calmodulin binding; small conductance calcium-activated potassium channel activity. Gene Ontology annotation, biological process: potassium ion transmembrane transport. The transcript has 2 exons. Gene Ontology annotation, cellular component: neuron projection; plasma membrane; neuronal cell body. The record is from RefSeq and is a predicted model, not a curated record. Bases 1065 to 2435 code for a protein of 456 amino acids. Lineage: Eukaryota; Metazoa; Mollusca; Bivalvia; Ostreida; Ostreidae.
UUUUGAUGGCCUAUACAAAAAAUAUCGAGUCUCCUUCUUUCGGUCUUCAGACGCAUGCGCACAGACAGUAAACAGUGCAGCAUGUCGUCCAGUGAGAGGAAGUGUAGUGGAUAGAUAGAUCCAGAAUUUUGACAGAUUCUGUAAGAAAAGAGGUAAAAAUAAAAUGAGCUAAAACUAAUAUGUGAAAUAAAAUUGACCUUGCGAUCAGUAUGACUGUUGGAAAACAAAAGGCUAGGAGAAACGAUUAUAACUCAGUGGCGGAUCUAGCUAGGAUUUCCGAAGGGGAAUGAGAAAGUCAAAUAUUAGCCAAAGUAAUCGGCUUUCUGGGUGCAAAAUUUGGAUUUUCACUCACAAUUUGUGGCGAGAGGGAGGGGGAUCCUGCCCCUCCCCCCCCUCCCUAAAUCUGCCAUUGGGACUAGCCGCGAAGACACUGCUUUUUAAAAGUAAACUUGUGCUAUUUUUAUCUGAACACACACGUGUUAGUUGUAAAAACAUCGGUCAAUUGGAACAUGGAAGGGCUUCUGUUGAAACAAUGAUUUAUAUAAUUACUUAUUAUAAGGAGCAGGGAAUAAUCUUAUACUUGAAAGGUGAGUGUGGACCCCCUUGAAGGGGAAUUUAAAUAAUUUCCUACACAACAACUUUGCUGUCAUUCAAAACCACGUGAUGUAAAUAAGCAUUCAAUAGUCCGAGUCAGCAUGAAGAAACCUUUGAAUUCCGGACGAUCUUCAAAGCGCAUUUGAGAGUAAAUUGAUGCAAUUGUUCAAAAUUGUCAGUAUCGAUAUGUCAUUUAUCAUUUUAUAAAUACGUGUUCUAAAAAACACUUUAUUAAAAUUCUUUUUUUUUUUUUUUUUUUUUUUUUUACUUCAUCAAUUAUUCUACAUACCCUUAUGAAAUGAUAAUCACUCUUGGGGGUAUAAUUAACCCCUAAACCCAUGAAAAUUAUUUUACAUUUACUAGCUAAUGGUUUUUGUUUUGUCGCAUGUGCUAUUAGUUUAGUGACGUCAAUUCGUUAUGACGUCACUCAGUUACGUUAAUCCAACGCAUUUUAAAAAUCCAGAUUUAGAAUGAGUGGAGACUUUACCCUAGAAAAUCAAUGUUUGCCUUUAGUAGACAGAACCAACGGAAAAUAUACGAAGUACGUUGACAAGGAAGAGAGUGAUGGGGUGUUUAGUUUGAAGUCAGGGAUGAGCGUAGGAGAACGACUGACGGUAAGAGAGAAAUUACUAAAACGAAGGCAAAGGAUCGUGGAUGUUCAACUCGCAAUGGCUCUUCUUGGUUUCAUAUUGAUGCUUGUGGAAAAUGAAAUGUAUUUUCUAGGAUAUAUCACAAAAUCUUCUACGAUGUCCGUUGUCCUAAAAUCUCUGGUGUCAUUAUCCACCGUUGUGCUGCUUGCCGCCAUUAUUGUUUAUCACAUGACAGAAAUAAAACUGCGCAUGACAGAAAAUCACUUAAAUGACUGGAGAUUGGUAGUGACAUUCCCUUACACCUACUUUCAGAUUUUUCUUGAAUUAAUGAUAUGCUUUCCUCACCCUUUGCCAUUUGAUACUUCUUUUCGAAUCUCUGGACUAAAAGGUCAAACGGUUUACGCUUCAUCUGAUGCGCUCAUGUCAAUCUUAAUGAUUUUACGUUCUUAUCUGAUUGGCAGAAUGCUUGUAGUUCACAAUAAGUUUAUAUCAGGAACAGCAACACAGGGCCUGGGGGCUUUGAACAAAGUCAAAAUUGACGCAUUUUUCCUGUUCAAAGCACUAAUGUCAUCAAAUCCCGGAAGCGUUUUAAUAGUCCUUAUGAUUUUUAUAUUACUCGUCAACUCAUGGGCCAUGAGAACCUGCGAGACUUUCUAUCAACUGGAGAAAGACAACUCGGACUACUGGAAUAUGAUGUGGAUGGUAUCAGUGACAUUUCUAACUAUAGGAUAUGGUGACCUGUACCCCGUUAGUCUCUGUGGACGAUUCGUGUCCGUGGCCACUGGUCUGAUGGGUGUCGGGACCACUGCGCUUCUAAUCACUGUGCUAGCUCAUAAAUUAGAACAGACACGGGCUGAAAAGUACGUAUACAACUUCGUCAUGAGGGCACAGAGAGAUAAAGAAAAGAAAAUGGCCGCCGCUGACGUCAUCAAGAACUGGAUACAUCUAUGUCGUCUGAGAAGAUGUAAUAACGUUAUUGAUGACAAGCAAAUUCGCGUACAUGGUAAACUACAACAGGCCAUACGUGUCAUGAGGGAAGCACGGAACCAGCAAGAUUCCAUCGGGGAGUCUACCAUUGGAUUCAUCGAGAUAAGUAAGGUGAUCAGAGAUGUAGAGCAGAAGACAGAGGCGGUGCAACAAUCCAUGAAGGACGUGAAGAACGAACUGCUGCAAGUACAGAGGACAUCCAGAGACUUGCAGUUAAAGCUUCAUGAUAUACACCAAGUGUUGGUUUUCGGUCAUACAAAAUAAGCGAUUAUUUCUUGCGUUCUUUGACCACGGAAAUGCUGCACUGAGGAGCAAUGUUAGCCGCGCUUUCUUUGCUACAGGAUAUACCCAAAAAUUCAGCAAUUCUCCUCACAGCUUUCUCUUCAUCCUAAAGUGUGAUUUUCUA